AGAAUGUUAGCAGACUGAACAAAAUCAGAGACUAGAGCAUCAUAAAGAGAUGAAAGGAAACAUACGUGGCAAAGGAAGAUAGUUUAGAAAAAGAAAAGCUUAAUUUUACACACUGAAAGCCACGUGGAACUGUAUUCGUUUCAUGUCUAACAAGAGGGUAAAUGAAAUAAAAUUGAAAGAACAACAGAUUCAGUGAAGACACUUCAGAUAGAAACAAACAGGGAAGGGCAGGACAGGUGUUAGAUUACAGAGAGAGAGAGAGAGAGAGAGUGAGAGAGAGAGAGAGAGAGCGUUGCAGCGAUGUUCAUGCUCAUUCGAGACGGACAGGGAGGGGGAGGCAGUGGUGGCGGGAUGAGCGCUGUACCGGAGAGGACGCCGAAACAGGUCCAAGCUGCCAUCAAGAAGACGGUGGAGAAACAGAAGAAGCAGCUUGAAAAUGGUGAGGCCUUCAGCAACACACCUAAAUCUAACGGGGGAUGGAGACAGAGUCUGUCUACACAGCAUGAAAGAACAGGAGAUGGAGAUGAAGAGGAGGAUGUAGAGGCGGUAGCUGAGACAAAGGAACAGCAAGAGAAUACUGACCUAACGCCCAUUGUGGAUUCCAUGUUUGGCCAAGACAGGGAUCUCCGUCCGGAGGAGAUAGAAGAGCUGCGGGAGGCUUUUAAAGAGUUUGAUAGGAACAAAGGCUACAUCAGCUGUAAGGAUCUGGGCGAGUGCAUGAGGACUAUGGGAUACAUGCCGACGGAGAUGGAGCUCAUCGAGUUGAGUCAACAAAUCACUGGAGGCAAGAUCGACUUUGAAGAGUUUGUGGAACUGAUGGGCCCUAAAAUGCUCGCAGAAACAGCAGACAUGAUUGGAAUCAAAGAAUUAAAAGAUGCCUUCAAAGAGUUCGACUCGAAUGGCGACGGCCAGAUCAGCAUUAGUGAACUGAGGGAGGCCAUGAAGAAACUGAUGGGUGAGCAGCUGAACCCGAGAGACAUCGAUGACAUCAUCCGUGACGUGGACCUCAAUGGAGACGGACAGGUGGACUUUGAAGAGUUUGUGAGGAUGAUGUCACGCUGACGGUUCAUCACAGAGGAUCUACCAUAAAUAAUCUGUUAUAUAGAGUUGGAGUAGCGUAGCCUACGACUUUUUUUAUUCAAUUAAAUAAUAAUCAGAUUUAUUUUUUCAGUUUAUCUGUAUGUUGAAGGAAAUAUUUAAUAAAGCAGUUUACUGUGGUUUACUA
Hemibagrus wyckioides is the source of this 1225-nucleotide messenger RNA. It is a transcript of the gene cabp2b, whose product is annotated as calcium binding protein 2b. The coding region runs from base 301 to 1062 and encodes 253 amino acids. The record is from RefSeq and is a predicted model, not a curated record. The transcript is spliced from 7 exons. Lineage: Eukaryota; Metazoa; Chordata; Actinopteri; Siluriformes; Bagridae. Gene Ontology annotation, molecular function: calcium ion binding.